GCAGGUUGAUUGUUGGAAACCACAGGCUGGUAUAGACAAUGAUGAGGCGGUAAAGUGCUGCUUAUCAGAGUGUAUAUCGUGUAUUUCCUCUUACGUUUAUAAAAGCUCAAAGACUUCUCAAUCAAAAUGACGACCACCACGACAUUUCAGGGGAUGGAGCCAGGCUCAAAAAGCAGUUCAAGAGUUUUACGCCCUCCUGGUGGCGGCUCAAACAUUUCAUUUGGAACUGAUGAAGAGAAGCCCCCUGCCCGGAAAAACAAGAUGGCCUCCAGUGUUUUUGCCGAACCAGAGGACCCUUAUGCCAAUCGCAGGAACAACCCACCAGGUGGCAGUGCUACAGGUGUUCUGUGUGGUGAGUCAUCAGCACCCUUGAGAAGAGGGGGAAAUCAAACCAUCAACCACUCCACAGAUGCCCCUGCCAUGGAUGGAGACAAUUGUGCACACAUUAAUGAAAACAGUACUGCUGAGCCUGAAGUGGCCCCAGCGCAGCAGGAUGAGGCCCCUCCAGCUGAGGAGUCUGCUGCAGGACUACCCUCUGGCCGCAGGAAUCCUCCAGGAGGCAAGUCCAGCCUCAUCCUGGGUUAAAUCUCAGCCAAUUGGCCCUCCUUACAUCCACUCAUCUCUAAAAUCGUCUCUUUUUCAUUUUUUUUUUUUUUUUUUUUUUUUUUUUAAGAGAACCCCCGCCCUUUCGUCUGUUCUGCAGGAACCCUGUCUGAUGUCUAGCAGACACCAGUGUCCUCCACAUCCCCAAGUGCAUUGUUUUGAUACCUCUUUUCUGGAAACCGUUUUUGUACUGUUUUUAUUGUUUGUUUCUUUUUGACAGAAGCACUUUAUGUAAUUCAAAUUACAUGUUUCAAAGUCUGCCUUCUACCCCGUGACAUAUUAGACCUGGCAGAAAGGGUACAAGGAUCACACGUCUCAUAUCAACUGGUGGAAUAGCUCCCCUGACUUUAUAGCAGCAGCACACAGCCUGUAUGUGAUUAAAUGAGCAGUUUGUUGAACACAAGCAAAGAAAAGCUGUCCCUCCUUUGCACUGUGUUCAGUUUUGACCCCUCUUGCAUGCAUGUCUGGUCUGUUACGUAUGAAUGUGAGAAAAAAACUUAUCUGUGAAUGUUUUUGGUUUUUUUUUUCUAGAUUAACCUGUUUGUUAGUAGUUUUAGUGGAAUAAUUGUUGUAUUGUUCUUGCAUGAAGUAAACUGAAGAAACUUGCUACUGAUUAGAUUGAUAUUGUCCACAUAGGAGCCACAUGAACUCUUUCAUUGUGAUCUGAAUGAUGCAAACAUUCGUCUUCAGAUGAUCACUGUUACUGAAUUGGAAUAAGCCUUUUUUUAUAUUGUAGUCAGAAACGUAGAUUAUUGUAACCCCAGUGCCGGUUUUGAGUGCCCUGUGUUUUUAUAGGUAAAAUUUACUCUGAAAUAAAGUGUGCCUGUUUGUGUGUUAGGCUACAACAUCAAACAAGGUUGGGUUUCCUCGGUUGCAACCCCUCAGCAUCACUUGUGUCGAGUUUCCAUUGUGUUAAAAUGGAAUGCAAUCGGUCCAGAUACUGAAGUGUGACUGGAAAACCCAUCCUAGAUUUGACAAGUGACCUUAUGACAGCUCAGCCUUUUCUUUCCUAAUUGUUACCCGCUUUUUAAAAUUUGUUUAUGAUCAUGAUCACUGGAAAUGUAGAACAGACUUUUUAGUACAUUAUAUGUGGCAUUACUGUAUUCAAACCAAAAUUCAAACUCCUUCCCUCACCUUUCCUGUCGAGUCACGUGUGUGUGGCUCCGGCAUCAGACAGCCGUCAUGUGACAAAACUUCCAUUUCAGAUCCAUGAGAUUGCGUUUCUGUGGUGUAUACUUUUAAUGUGUUAUGAUGCAAUACAUUUAUGUUUGCACCAUCCCUGAUGCUGGAUGUAAGUCACUGCAGAAAUUUGAAAUCAAGAAAUGGCACAAGUGGAAAUGAACAUUAAAAAUCAAAUUUUGA
This is a messenger RNA of Cheilinus undulatus (humphead wrasse), 1965 nucleotides long. RefSeq names its product Jupiter microtubule associated homolog 1a (gene jpt1a). Gene Ontology annotation, cellular component: nucleus. The transcript has 5 exons. NCBI's taxonomy places the organism in Eukaryota, Metazoa, Chordata, Actinopteri, Labriformes, Labridae. The coding region runs from base 127 to 585 and encodes 152 amino acids. The record is from RefSeq and is a predicted model, not a curated record.